CUUCCGGAUGUCGAUUUCCACUAAAAAUCAGUAAAAUGCCAAGUAAAAAGAAGAAAUACAACGCCCGUUUCCCUCAUGCACGUAUCAAGAAGAUAAUGCAGCAAGAUGAGGAAGUUGGAAAAGUUGCUGCUGCUGUUCCUGUCAUCAUUUCUAAGUCCCUGGAGUUAUUCAUUGAUGCUCUGAUGUCUGAGACGAGUAAAACUACGAUUGGUCGGAAUGCCAAGACCCUGACAGCGUCACACAUCAAGCAGACAAUAGAGUCUGUGAAGCAGUUUGACUUCCUCAAGGAUCUGGUUGCCAACAUAAAAGAUGUCGCUGAUAACGAGGGAGCGGAAGAAGAGGCCAGUAAUAGUGGAGAGGGCACAUCAGUGUCAACAAAGAGGCCCCCAAGCACGAACAAAUCUCACAAUUCUGGAGCUAAAAAAGGACCUGGAAGACCAAAAAAGAUGAAGCUUGAUGAUAAAAGAAGUACAGAAUCUGAUAUAUCCGAGGAAGAAACGGAAGAUGAAUCAACAGAAGAUGAAAUUGAAACUAAGAUUGGAACACCGGCAGGUUUUUCACAACCCAUGUUUCCAAACACUACAACACUACCACCAACUAGUAUUGAGCAGUCCAUGUCUGCUGACACAGAGAGUACACCAAUGAGUAGUUUUCCACCAUCCACAUCUGCUAACACCUUGAGUGAACCAAAUAUUAGCGAGGUUAAACCCAUGUUCGUAGACACCAAGAUGGAUGCUGCUGGUUCUAUUGCUCAGAGGCAGCCGUCUGCCUCGCCUCCAGGGACCCCUUAUACGCAGUACAAACCUUUGGAGGCCUAUAUUCAGAACAACUCAGGACCUACAAUGUUAUCGCCACAAUCAAAGCAUAAUAAAACUCUAAAUGUUACAUCUGUGGGCGGGUUAGAAGUGCAGCAUGGGAAUGCAGAGGGACCUCCUUUCCAAGGAGUGAGUGGAGGUAAAGUUUCAGACACCCUUCUCCCAGGGAGUAUCCUCCCAAAGGAGGAAAUCUAUGGACAGAAUAGGGAGCAUUCUCCUAUGGACUUAGAUGUUUCUAGACCACCUGAAAGCACUAUAGCACCUGGUAUUGAUUUGUCAGUAAAGUUGAAGCAUGAGACACCUGAAGUUUCUAAUACAAAUAUGCAUAGUCAAGAACAUUCAAUAAAGAAUGAAACGGAAGCAUCUGAUCAAAAUCAAGGAGCAGGGAUACCACCCCCUCUGAUCCCAGACCCUAAACAAGUGAAUAAUGCCACCCAGUUGCCAAAUCCCCCUCCCCUAGUGAAACACAGGGAUUCAUCAGAGAUUCAAGGUACAACCCAACCUGGAUUAGAAAUGUUGAAAAAGAGGUUUGGACAGGUUCCUUAUUCAGACAGUAAUUCGAGUGAUAAAUUUGAUCCGGAGAAACACGGUUCAACGCAGGAUUCUCCCAUUAAUAUGACAAUCCGAGGCUCAUCUUAUGCCAAGCCAAGUCAACCCAGUGCAUCCCUUGGUGGCUUCUCUGUUGCAAGUCUCAUAGGGACUCCAAACAUUAGUAAAUCAAGUUCGCCUCCUAGGCUUGAUCCCAAACCACAUAAUAACAUCCAAGGGGAAUCAAGGGUUCAGGGGUCUCCCUGUAGAGAUAUGGAUAAGAAUUUACCCACAGCUGGGAUAUCGAAACCUUCCCAUAAUCCAAUGAUGAAUAGUGUUCAUAUUUUCUCUGAAGCAAAUAGGGAUGUUCAUCACCAUACAGCUCCCCCUAGGGAUGAUAGAGUGCCCCCUAGGGAUGAUAGAGUGCCCCCCAGGGAUAUCUAUCCCUCUAUUCUACCACCCAGGCCUGCCCAUAGUGGAAGUCCAAUGCGGUCUGACCCCAGGGAGCUGUUGUAUCUCCCAAGGGAUGCACCCCAGGAGAGGAAACUCCCAGGGCUACCAAGACCAGCUCAUAGUGGAAGUCCUAUGUCAAGUAGGGAUGGCAAUCCAGAUAUUAAGCACCCGGCAUUGUGCCACCCAAGACCUGCCCAUAGUGGCAGCCCGACCCUUGACCCUAGAGACAGGUUAUUGCAUAUGAGCGAACAAGGCCGACGCCACUCAGAAGCAUUUCUCUCUCGUGAAUUGCCCAAAGAUAGGCAUUUUCCACAUAAUGAACCACCCCAUGAAAGGAAUAGGGAGUCACCCAAAGAAAAAUCCUUUAUCCCUAGAGAGUUACACACAAGGGAUUCCCACCAGGAAAGGGGAGUUCCCCCAAGGGAACAAGCGCAUCCAUAUUCAGCCCAAGAAAGGGGUUUCCUAACACAGGAGAGACGUCACUCAGAUGCUGAUAUAUCUAGAAUGGGGCAUGUUGGGAAUCACAUGCAAGCUCCUUUGGCUGGUCGCCCUAGCAACCCAAAAUCUCCUGGAGAAGAAGUGAAGAAUGGAGAGACCUCUGGUGAUAAAGAGAAACCUCUCCCUAAGAUGUCACUAGCAGAGGCUCAAGCUAUAGCAGAUGAGAGAAUUGCUCAGAUGAUGCCCGGAGCCUUUGGAUUUGGUGGCCUUCCUAUGAUGAUGACACGACCAGGCAUGCCAUAUCCCAUGGGCCUAUCACCACAAAUGCCAAUGCUCCCAUAUAUGGGCCUCCCUGGUUUGAAUCCUUAUGGGAUACCAGGUAUGCCUCCUGUAAGCCACCCCGGGUUAUUCCCUGGAAUGCCUGCUGGGAUGUUCUCUCCUUCGAGUCAUUUGACCCAACCAAGGCACCCUUAUGAUAGCUUAGAUUCACCAAAGAAGUAA
This is a messenger RNA of Owenia fusiformis, 2735 nucleotides long. NCBI's taxonomy places the organism in Eukaryota, Metazoa, Annelida, Polychaeta, Sabellida, Oweniidae. The record is from the annotation of a GenBank genome assembly.